AUGGGAACGUGCUGGUUCGUAGUGUGGGUGCUCUUCGUCUGUUUUAUCGGAGAUGCGCGGCCGCAAUACAGGGACAAAAAUAUAAGCACGGCGGAGACAGACGCGGUACAAGCACUUUUGGCCCGUUACCUUCAGCGUCGUCUUCAAGGCUCUCAGCUGUCGACGCCGCCACCUCCGUCGGUCCUCUUCAGUAACAAUCAUCGGGCCCACGUCCGACAGGCCACUCAGAGAGGUCCACCCAACAACAAUCUCGUCUCGCGAAAUGUCAGCGGCAAUGAUGGGGACCACCGUCCUGUCCUUGAGGAUUACGAAGAUUACGAGGACGACCUCGAGGGCUACGAGGACAGCGAGAGGAGCAGAACCAGAUUCGAUCUUUUGGCGGACGACUGUCCAAACUGUGUGGACGAACAUAGCAACAGCUUGGCGGCUUCAAGAUGGACGAUGCCUUUACUGAAGCUGGGCGAGAAGAGAUACUACCUGGGGAUCUUCUUCAAGGCAAACUGGUACAGAGCCUCGCAAUAUUGUCGUUAUCACGGGAUGCAUCUGGCGAGUAUAGCCUCGCAAGAGGAGAACGAUAGACUUGAGAAGCAUAUCAAGGACUUCGGUCUCGGUCACGAGCAUUUUUGGACUUCUGGCACCGACCAGGCCGAGGAAGGAACUUUUUUCUGGAUGGCUAAUGGUAGGCCGAUCACGUUCGAGAAUUGGAACGUCGGCGAACCAAAUAAUUUUCGAUACGAGAACGGCGAAGAGGAACAUUGCCUGGAGCUCUGGAAUAGAGAUGGCAAAGGGCUCAAAUGGAAUGACAGUCCUUGCAGCUUCGAGACUUUCUUCGUCUGUGAAGUGCAGUGA
Molecule: messenger RNA, 849 nt
Organism: Cyphomyrmex costatus
Lineage: Eukaryota; Metazoa; Arthropoda; Insecta; Hymenoptera; Formicidae
Exons: 5
Coding region: 1-849 (282 amino acids)
Source: RefSeq, a predicted model, not a curated record